Prunus armeniaca (apricot) is the source of this 258-nucleotide messenger RNA. Lineage: Eukaryota; Viridiplantae; Streptophyta; Magnoliopsida; Rosales; Rosaceae. The record is from the annotation of a GenBank genome assembly.
AUGGACUAUGACAUUGCUCUAAAAUGGGAUACGCUUGAGGAACCUGCUGCAAAUGCGACUACAGAUGUCAAAAGGAGAUAUGAAAAAUGGGAAAAGGCUAACAAGAUGGCUAUACUGAUUAUGCUUAGAACCAUGACACCAUCCUUGAGAGGUAGCGUUCCAAGAUCAGAAAAUGCAAAAGAAUUCCUUGCUGCCAUUGGUCUGAAAUUCAAAGAAACUGAGAAAGAAGAAAAGUACCUUGUUGGACAAAUUAAUUGA